Molecule: messenger RNA, 1158 nt
Organism: Hypomesus transpacificus
Lineage: Eukaryota; Metazoa; Chordata; Actinopteri; Osmeriformes; Osmeridae
Gene: lasp1
Product: LIM and SH3 protein 1
Exons: 7
Coding region: 297-971 (224 amino acids)
Cellular component (GO): focal adhesion
Molecular function (GO): actin filament binding
Source: RefSeq, a predicted model, not a curated record
UUAGAAGUGCUGUUUUUUGUUAAACUUAACACAUAUUUUGAGUAGCCUACUCCAUAUAUGGUUAUUAUAGUGUUCCUCGAUUAUCUUCAAUCGUUCAAGCAAGCAGCUUGAAAAUCUCUCCUCCCCUCCACGCCGCAGGCUAUAUUUAAACCAUGAAUUUGCAGAGAACAGUGCGCUCUGGGCUGCAAUUUCGAAUUUAAGGAAUUACUUGGCGGGUCUUUGGGCAUAGGUUUAUAAGUAGGCUUUAUCGGCAAACCACUUGUGUGAAUACAUUUGAAGAAGAAAACCAUUCCAACAUGAAUCCGUUAUGUGGAAGAUGCAAUAAAGCCGUUUACCCCACGGAAAAACUGAAUUGCUUGGAUAAGUAUUGGCAUAAAGGAUGCUUCAACUGUGAAGUGUGCAAGAUGACCCUAAACAUGAAGAAUUACCAAGGCUUUGACAAGAAACCAUAUUGCAGUAUGCACUACCCGAAGACCUCCUUCACAAUAGUGACUGACACCCCGGAGAACCUUCGCCUCAAAGAGCAGAGCAAGAUGAACAGCCUGGCAAUUUACAAAGAGGAGUUUGAGAAAAACAAGGGGAAGGGCUUCAGCGUGGUCUCUGACACUCCUGAGAUGCAGAGAGUGAAGAAAACUCAGGACCAGAUUAGCAACAUUAAGUACCAUGAGGAUUUUGAGAAAAGCAGAAUUCGAAGUGAUGCGCCUCCCCCUGAGAAUGCCACGCAAGAAAAUGAACAGCAGUUUCCAGCUAACCCUCUGAGCUACAGCCAUCAGGCUGAGCCAGUGCGUACUGCUGAGAAGCGCUUCCGGGCAGUUUACAGCUACACAGCCACUGAUGCAGAUGAGGUGUCCCUCCAGGAAGGUGACCUGGUCGUAGACGUGCAGCAGAUUGAUGAGGGUUGGAUGUAUGGCCGCAUUGAACGCACAGGUCAACAAGGAAUGCUCCCUGCCAAUUACGUCCAACUGCUCUAAAACUGAGUGUUGGGCCUUGCUCUGUAGUGAGAAAUGUUACAAAACAUAGAAAUGAAAUGUGCUGUGUAGAACAGUUAUGACCAUAAAGUGUAGGGAAUUUGUUUAGUUCUACAAAGUGCGUUUCUAUCUGCUAUGCUGUAAAUGCUUCACAUUACAAAAAUAGACCUAGCAGAACAGAUGAAGUAAA